AUGGCAAAGGGAGUGAAGAUGCAGGGGAAGGCUAAAGCAUCGGUGAAGAAGAAGAAGAAAAAGGGCCCUACCUCAUCUGAUGGGAGGAGAGAGGAGGUGUGGAAGGAUUUCUCGACAUUCCUGCAGGCUUCUCAGAAGUGUUUUGGGGAAAUUGCUUCAGGUAAAAAUCCUACUCCUCCAAUCUUGCGAUCUGACCAUUUGGUGCAAAAUUUGAAUGUAAAAUUUCAAAGGGAUAAGGAGCAGGAGGGACAGAGGGAUAUGAAAAUUGGAUUGGAAGAUAUUGAAGAUGAAAUAGAGUUUUGGAGCUCUUCUCUUGUCUGUUAUGUGCUAGGAGCUAAUCCUCCAUUGUCGGUUCUAGAGGGAUUUGCUCGACGAGUCUGGAAGACUAAGGGUGUGGAUAAGGUGGGUAUCUUGAAUCAAGGAGUGUUUAUCAUUAGAUUUGAUUCCACAACUUCCAGAGAUGAAUUUUUACAGGGAGGAUUUAGGAAGGAGAAUGUGAGGGUAGUCCCUACUUGGAUUCAGUUGAAUGGUCUGGAAUUGAAAUAUUGGGGUGAGAGGUCUCUUUUCAAGAUUGUGAGCCAAAUUGGGAAACCUCUUCAGGUAGAUGAGAUCACGAAAAACAGGGACAGGCUGAACUAUCCUCGAAUCCUUAUAGAAGUCUCUCUUACACAGGACUUUCCUUAUGAGGUCUCUUUCACUAAAGAAUUUGAUCAGAAGGUCGUUGUUGAUGUUUUUUAUGAGUGGAAACCAGUUCUUUGUGGACAUUGCAAAGGAUAUGGGCACAUCACUGAGAAUUGUAGGAAAAAAGAUGGCCGGAAGAAAGAAUGGGUGAUUAAAAAGGAUAACAAUAUGGCACAAGAAUUGGAGAAGGAAAAAGGUGUAAUGGUGGAUGAGGAGGGAUUUCAGCAAGUAACUAGAAGUGGAAAAUUGAAGAUGGCAGCCGCUCCUCCUACUAUAGUUGCUAAUAGUUUUGAUGUCCUUAGUUCUGAAGUUGGAUAA
Molecule: messenger RNA, 999 nt
Organism: Humulus lupulus (European hop)
Lineage: Eukaryota; Viridiplantae; Streptophyta; Magnoliopsida; Rosales; Cannabaceae
Exons: 3
Coding region: 1-999 (332 amino acids)
Source: RefSeq, a predicted model, not a curated record